AUGUCCUGGCUCAAGAAGGUGGGCAAGCACAAGCACGGUGCGGAGGAGGUCUCGCACCUGCCGCCCCUGAAUGCGCGCCUAGGUGACUGGAGUGGUGAGCUGCGUGAUGAAGGCAAGUUUUCCGAGGGAUUCCUCGAUCAGAUUACGCUCCCGGGCCAAGUGUCAGCGAUGGCGUACGAGCCCGGGAUCGGCCUGCUGGCCGUCGGCACUUCGGCAGGGACCGUACACGUGUACGGUGCGCCGCCUGCGCGUGUUACCAUUACCUUGCGCCCGGCACUGCGUGUGAAGCACCUUGUAUUCAAGUCGGACACGUAUCUGUUGAUCUGCAUCGAUGAGAAGGACAAUAUCAGUGUAUACGACAUGUCGCGCCAGGAUCCCCAUGCGGCAAAGCUGCGUGGAAGCGCGACGCGCCGCGCUCCGCCGACAGCAGGCGGUGGUGCGGCUCAUGCGGCGCAGCUGGCGGAUGCACCGCUCCGUGUCGGCACGCAUUCGGCACGCAACGCCGUGCUGUGCCUCGAGGUAACGGCGGUGCAUAGCCACAUGUUCCUCGGCCUCGCGGAUGGCACGGUCGAUGCGUACGACCUCGAGCGCUUUGCCCCGGCGCCGUACCGCAUCCCGAACUUGUGGUGGAACGAAGAAGAGGCCGAACGCCGCAACGGCAUGCCGGGCGCACCGAGCCGCCUGCACGUCCCGCUGAUUAUCGAUAUCCAGACGCACCCCAAGGACGUGAACCUGCUGCUCCUGUGCUAUGAGGGCGGCGCGGUUCUGUACUCGGUGCGCGACAAGAAUGCGCUGCUCGCGUUCCAGCUGCGCCUCCUUCCUGGCGCUCCGGGACCGUACGCCGACGCACCGAUGGAGCAAAUCUGGAGCGAGCGUGCGUGCCCCGCGACGGCGAUCGCCUGGAGCCCGGAUGGCGAGCAGUUUGCGAUGGGACAUGAAAACGGAUGCAUUUCGUUCUGGUCGAUCAAGGACGAGGACAAGCCGCUGCAUGUCCGCACGCUCGACGAGAUCGACGUCGAGCGGCCGACCGCACCAGAGGAGCUCGCACAGCGCCGCUCGGCAGGGCCGCGUGAGCCCAUCUUUAAGCUUGCCUGGUCAGCCUUCCCGGGCCCGGGCUGGUACGAGGCCGCGGCGAAUGCUUGGAGUGGUGAGGCGCCGUCGCAGGACGCCGAGACGUCGCAGCACGGCACUGUGCUCACCGUGAUGGGCGGCACGCCGGUCCGCCAGAACGCCGCGUGCCUGCACACGUUCCACCUCCCGCCGCCCCCUCCGAGCGCAAUGUGGGCGAGCACGACACCCGAGGCGCAGUACAAGGCGCGUGUCGCACAGCAGCAGUCGCUCGUGCCGACGCACGUCGCCAUGUACCGCACGACGUCGACUGUCGAGGACUUUAUGCUUCUCCCUCGCCUGAGUCCGUACUACCGCGGGACGUACGACCCCUAUGCGAUUCUCGUGCUGGUCGGCCCCGACGACUCGCUGCCGUCGCUUGCGACGCAGGCGACGCACCGCGGCCUCGAAACCUACUCGUUCCCGCCAAAGACGUCGGGGAGCGACGGGUACACGCCUCUCCACCUCCCCCUCCCCCUCUCGCUCGUGGGCAGGGGCACGGUGCUCGGUGCAAAGAUUGAGACGGUGCCCCUGCCGACGUACCGCAAGCUAGUGCAGGACGCGAACGGCACCGCUGCGGGCUCCGUCGCGCCCGACCAGCCGAUGGGCGGUUUUGCGACGCCGAACAUUUACGGCGGCACGCUCAUGCACGCCGCCGGCAUUGCGCGCAUGGGCCAGCCGCGUCUGCUGCUUACCUGGCACCUGGACGGGAGCGUGCGUGUGCACGAUGCGUCGCCGCACCUCUUGCUGCUCGGCACGGAGGAUGCACGCCGUGGCACGGUGCUCGAAAAGCCGUUCCCGCAGCCGCUGCCGCACCUCACGGUCGGCGUGCGGGACGUUGUGCUGCACCCCUCGGCGAUUGGCGCGCCUGCGCUCGAGCCGCUGCAGCGCUUCCCAAUGCAGCUGCAGAUUGCCGACGUGGUUGCCGGCUGGCACUCUGCCGAGCUGGCGGUGCGCCUUACCACUGGGCAUGUGCUCCAUCUCGCGUACGCGCCUGCAGCGCUGGUCGAUCCCGGCACCGCGAUCUCUGACGCGCUCAACAGCCUGAAUAUGGACACGCCGAGCGCCAAUAGCGCGCCGCUCCCCGAAUUUACGCCGCUCGAGGCGACGGCCGUCGCCAGUGCCCCUGGAUUCAAGCCGCAUGCCAUGCUCCACCUGAUGCCUGUGCCGCCGUCGUGCAUGGCAAUGAGCGACACCGGCCUGUGCGCCGUGGCGUCCGGCGGCAUGCUUGUCGUCGCUGACGCACGCAAUCAGGACAUUGUGGUGCGUGCCGGCUUUGGCGCACAGGACUUUUCGUCGCACCAGAUCGGCGAGCGCGAAGGCAAGAUCGUCGCGGGCGAGGCGCGUGGCGAGAUUGCAUCGCUCACCUUUGCGGUGUGCCGCAUCGCCGAGGAUCCGAUGCUCGCGCCGCGCCUCGUCGUCGUGCGCACGAGCGGCCUCGCGACUGUGUGGACCUUUGAGCAGGGCUCGCUUGGCGACUGGUUCGGCUUCCGCAGCGCGGCCGUCCAGCUGGAUGUCCAGGGCCGCAUGAUCUACACUGCGGUCCUCGACCCUACCGGCGCCGAGGCGCAGUGCACCGCCGAGGAUGUGCAGCGCGCCAAGAUCGAGCAGGAGAGCAUCGGCGCGGGCUUUACGGCAAACAUGCACCAGUUCCACGUGCUGCUGGCCGUGAGCGAGCAGGGCGCGACGGUGCGCGACCAGGUCACCGGCCCGCGUAUCGGCCGCGCCGACCUGCCCGACCGCGCAGUCGCGGCGCACAUCGUGACGCGCUCACGGGGACGUGUGCUCCUUACCGUGUCGCCCAGCAGCAUCACCACCGCGUCGCUGCCCCGCCUAGACACCACGCACCGUAUCCAGCGCCAUGUGCCGCAGUCGUCCGAGGUCGUUGCCGCCGCGCCGCAGGUCAGUGUCGAGGCGCAGGGCGACUUUAUGGAGCUCUGCGACGGGCAGCAGCUGCGCCACUGGACGGCGUUUGCGACGCAGCCGCACGGCGAGAUGCCCAACAUGUGCCUCUUUACGCCCCGCACGCUGCCGUUUGCGCCUGGCGUCGGUGCGGGCGGGUACAUUGCCGGCCUCGCCAGCUGGCUCGGCACGUCGGCCGGGUCGACGCUCUCGCCCGCCGCGCAGCUCGACGCGGCGAUCGGCGGCACGCGCCGCGCGCCCCUUCCCAAGCUGCCGCCUCGCGUGAAUCCCACGCCCGAGGUGCCGGUGGAAGAGGUGCCGGUCGCCGCCCCCGGCCCCGCGCCUGCGCCCGGAGCGGCCGCUGCGCCGGGCGCGCCGUCCGCCGAAGCCAGGGGCUCGUGGCUCGACUCGUACAAAAACUCGCUCGCGAGCUUCGCCAACGGCGGCGCUCGCUCGCAGGCUCAGUUGAAUAUGCAGCUCUUGCACAAGCGCGACGAGAUUCUAUCGACACUCGGCGAGGGCAUGUCGGACUUGGAGCGCAACGCGACCAACUUUUACAAACAAACGCGCAACUCUGCGCUGAAGGCCGCCGCCAAGGAUAAGUUUGAUAAGUACAUGUAG
Malassezia japonica is the source of this 3630-nucleotide messenger RNA. It is a transcript of the gene SRO7, whose product is annotated as Lethal(2) giant larvae sro7. The transcript has 5 exons. Gene Ontology annotation, molecular function: syntaxin binding; GTPase activator activity; myosin II binding. The record is from RefSeq and is a predicted model, not a curated record. Lineage: Eukaryota; Fungi; Basidiomycota; Malasseziomycetes; Malasseziales; Malasseziaceae. The coding region runs from base 1 to 3630 and encodes 1209 amino acids. Gene Ontology annotation, biological process: regulation of protein secretion; establishment of cell polarity; regulation of exocytosis. Gene Ontology annotation, cellular component: plasma membrane; cytoplasm.